Somion occarium is the source of this 3402-nucleotide messenger RNA. The record is from the annotation of a GenBank genome assembly. Lineage: Eukaryota; Fungi; Basidiomycota; Agaricomycetes; Polyporales; Cerrenaceae.
GGGUAACGUGGUCAUACUUAUAAGUUAAGAGCAUCUACAACCUCCAUAGACUGAGCGCAGUAACUUACCUUUGAGAGGAGCGCACCAACCAAUCUUAUCUCCGUGCUUAAUCUAAUCACUGGCGUUUAACAUACUAUAUUGUUUACGUAAGCAUAAUAUCCGCUGUUGCUGGGCUGUCCUUGCUUGACGCAAAGCCGCCGAGUGUGGGGAUCUUGCUCUGUGUUGUUUCUAUUCAAACAUAAUACCCUCUUCAAUUCCGACGCUCCUUUACUUUAUUCACUGUUCUCCGAAAGUUCUAGCUAACGACACUCACGAUUGACUGUGAAUUUUACCCCGUUGUAUCAUGGCACAACCCGUAUUCGAGGAUCACCCGCUAGAAGAGUAUUUCAGACAGACUGGUGAAGUUGAUGAAGACAUGCCAGGAGGCACAACCGAAUUCCUUGUGGAGGAGGAACCUCCGUCUUGUCUAAAACCAAACUCGCUUGCGCACAAUUCUAGUUGACUAGCUUGCAUAACGCAUAUGGCGAUCAUUGGCGGGACCCGCUGAGGGCCGCGACCGACGUCCUGCCGGAUAAGUAGUUUCCAUGUUACAGUGUUAUUGUCCGCAGUGAUGCCAUAGCUUGCAUUCUCCAUGAAUAUCUGCCUUGAAGUAUCGGCUUGCUGAUGAGCUAUUCCAGACCUUCAACACGCUGCUCUCCUGCUCAACCUUCAGUUCCCACGAGAACGCAUUCGCAGAACGUUUCAAAUAUGAUGUUAUUUCUUCUUCACUUCUAUCUGCUUCCAUAGCAGCAGCGCCUUCGAGCGCAACGCGUCGCAGCUUCACUCCCGAUAUUCCCGGUCGGCUUUCUUACACAGACAUCAGCGACCAUUCUCGCAACUCGAGCAUAACCGAAAGCAGCAAGCAAACAUCUUCAGAUCUCAGCAGCUAUUCAUGGUCGUCUGGCAUUGCCUCAAUGGCCGUUCUCGCGCUAUCAGUUGAGUACUACUUCCUCGCGUUAUUCUUAGGAGGCCUUGCGUUCUACAUGGCCCAAACUGCUCGAUCACAAGCAAGUCGAGCGGACGGUAUCAACCAGACAAUGGAUGCUCUGAACGAAGUUAUAUCAGCUGGAAACGUCUGGGAUUCUGCCGUCAACGAAGCGAUGAGCAUCGUGGAGGCAGACGAGCGAAGACCAUCAAUCUAUGGAGUGCAGUCUCCGUUUUCAAGUCUCCGGAUUGCACUCCAAUCCUCCCUUCUCACGACGCAAAACCAGUGUGACAAUGUCCGCCAACUACUUUCCGCGCUCACUACUCCUUCCCAGCUUGCGCAACUCUCAGAGAUGUAUGCACCAGCAUCACCCAUACGACCGUCAUUCCUUCCUCUGGACGGGCAGCUAUCCCGCCCGCUGUCAGAUCCUGUUUCCAUUUGGCGGAAACGCACGUCAUCAUUGCCCGCCGAAGCGACAAGCAACAAGCGUGCGACUUGGAACGGCUCAUAUGUCUCCUUGGCGCAGGCCAGCAGUAUCGCAGCAACCCCUAAGCGAAAGGAGAAACGUCGGUCCGACAUGUCGGCAUUGUUUAGUCCUAUGCUGGGCAGCAGAUUGUCAAGCAUAAGCGCGCCUGCUAGUCCACAAGCACAGAAGAAGCUGGCCGACGUGAAGGAAGAGGUGGAUGAUGACAACGAGGAGUUUGAGGAUGCUUCGCCUCACUUGCCUGAGCUCAAGGAUACCGAGUGCUUUGGCGUGGCUGCAUUGGACUUGCAUCGGAAACGCAAGAGCGCUGGCUUAGAAACGUUGCUGACUCCACCUCCGAGUUACACUACCCAAGCACCUCAACUAGCUACCCGACCUACACGCUCUAGGGGGAAGUUGUCGUUAUCAUCCCCGACACGAUUUACGCUUCCUCAUACUAGCCGACAUCCUCUUUCAGUUUCGGCACUCCGACUCGCGCUGCAGGGCGCACUAGCCGCAAAGCGAUAUGCAUGUUCCCAUCUCCUUGCUCUUCGCUUUGAAGAGGAAGAAGAAGAUUCGUACUGGGAAGAUGUCCGGAGUCUUAUGGCCCUCUUGACAAGCACAUUCUCAGAUGCUUCUUCGAGACUUAUGGAAGCCCUAGACGAAGCCGAGAAGCAACGAAUCAAGGAUGAAAGGCCUACUGCGGAGUCUUCGAGGGAAGCUUCCCCCGAGCUCGAGGAAAGACCUGCGCCCAAACCCCUCCGAACGAUGGCUGAAAUGCACUCUUUCGCGCCUAUGCCGAGUCAUUUGACACGCUUUGCAGCACACGUUGAUGCUAUCUCUUCUGCGUUGAAUGACGCAAGGUCACAUUUGGAAGAAUGCGUCGCGUCACUCAGGGAGAGUCAAGAACCAGAAGCUUCCAUGACUUCACCCGAGGAGUCUGUUACCGUGCAAGCUUAUGACAGACUACGAAAGGAGAUAGGCUUCGCCUUACGAGAGUGUGAACGAGGCAGAGAACGUCUGCUUGACAUCGUUUCCCCAGCUUCCAAUCCUGAUCAGCAAAAUGACGACUCAGACCCUCCCGUCCCGUCUACUCCUCCACUUGUUCAUACCGAUAGUAGUGAAGAACUAAGCUUCUCCGAUUCUUCACAACCCCCCGUAGUCCUCUCACAUGGUCUCGGUCUCGAAGGCGUUUCUCAACCUCUGGAUGAUGUCACUGAACACCUUUUGCUGUCCACGUCUUCAAGACACCUGCCACCUCCUGGUGUUGAACAAGUGUUUGAAGCCGAGUCUGGUCAAGUUGGAAUUUUCACUCGUGAGCGAUCGAGACUUUCGCGAGAAGACAGGAUACGAAUGGCAAAAGCCAAACGGGAUAGUGGUAAUGCUCUCGUUGGUUCAGGUAGUCGUUCAAGCCUGGACGGCCUUGGUUCCGAAGAGCAGAGACCGCUGGAAAAGUGGGGUCCUGGUGGCGAAGUCGUUCAGGAGUUGAAAGAUGUGAUCUGGAAAGUGGGUGAGAAGAGGCGAAAGAUGAUCGAACAGUUCCCAUCUGUUCAUCAAGCUGCCAGCAGUCCGAGGUUUCUUGAUUCCCCGAGAACGAGUUCUAGGGAGUUUCCUCUUGUGGUGAAUGAUCACAGUCGGACAGAUGUUGUCGAGAUGUCUUCAUGAUAGUUUCGUUUCCCUUCCUUAUGUCAUAUGUCGCAUUUAUGUUUAUAGUCAACUAUCCUUGGUUUUGGAUUCUUGUUGUUUCUGAUAUAAUACUCUACAACCUUGCCUAUUGGUGAUAGUAGCAUCCUCCUUCACAUCGCUAUGCACUGGAUUCUGUUUAAUUAUGUGAUUGUGUUUUUGAGAUGUGGUGCGACUUCUGUAACCCAACGAUUAUACCCUAGAUACCUUAGUCGACAUGACAAGGAGUACUGGGAAUGAGGAACCAAACAAUAAUCAUGAACCCCAUGAGGGACACAACACUGGUUAGCUC